AUGGACAUUGCAGCAGCAAUGGAUUUCGGUUUCAAUUCUUCAUCAGACGGAUGCAGUUACUACACUAGUGCUCCCUCGAGCCCCACUAAUCGACUGACGGAUAUGUAUUGUGAGUUCGACGAGCUGUUGAUUGCUGCCGGUGCUAACCGCAGUAGUUGUCUUGCCGCUGUUCCAUUUGCAUGGGAGGAGAAACCGGGGGUUCCCAAGACAUCCAGCAACUUGUUUGAAGAUGAUUUUUCAUUUGAUGUAAGUUGCCAUUUCGGUAGGGAUUCAGUUACGGCUGAAGAAUUGUUCCACGGCGGCGUAAUCAAGACAGUCGAUCCUCAGACUCGCCUGCAAGAGAAGAAAGAAGAGAGAGAAAGAGGAAGAGAGAGGGGCUCUUCUUAUUCUCGUUUACCUUCUUCAAGAAGUAGAAGAACGAGAUCAUUGUCACCACUUGGGAGCUCAGAUCAACGGCGGGAACAACAACUUAGGGCUACGUACAUGAUGCCUCCCAUCAGCUCGAGUUCUUCCACUCCUUUAGGCCUUUCAUCGGAAAAUGGUUCAAGAAAAUGGAGCUUCAUGGACCUGUUCUUGUUCAGAAGUGCUUCAGAAGGGAGAGCAAUGGAUAGAGACCCAUUGAAGAAAUACUCAGCUAUCUUCAGGAAACAUGAUCAAGAUAUCAGGAACUCUGGAUCAGUGUCGAAGAGAAAAGGACGAGUAUCGGCUCAUGAACUCCAUUACACGGUGAACCGGGCAGUUUCUAAUGACAUGAAGAAAAAAACAUAUUUGCCAUACAAGCAAGGAAUUCUGGGAAGAUUCUCGUUCAAUCCAUAA
Molecule: messenger RNA, 816 nt
Organism: Lactuca sativa (garden lettuce)
Lineage: Eukaryota; Viridiplantae; Streptophyta; Magnoliopsida; Asterales; Asteraceae
Source: RefSeq, a predicted model, not a curated record